Anopheles merus is the source of this 12114-nucleotide messenger RNA. RefSeq lists its product as uncharacterized. NCBI's taxonomy places the organism in Eukaryota, Metazoa, Arthropoda, Insecta, Diptera, Culicidae. Gene Ontology annotation, cellular component: membrane. Gene Ontology annotation, molecular function: G protein-coupled receptor activity. Bases 1482 to 6476 code for a protein of 1664 amino acids. The record is from RefSeq and is a predicted model, not a curated record. Gene Ontology annotation, biological process: G protein-coupled receptor signaling pathway. The transcript is spliced from 16 exons.
GGAUGCUCUUUUACCUUCCUCUGCCGCUCAGCGACAUCCCGUUCCACCCUUUCGUUUGCGUAUAGUUUUGUGGCAAAAUGCUUCCAAUUUUCACUGCGAGGACUGUGUACAAAAAAAGAAGCGCAAGAUGAGCAAAUUUGCUUGCCCUAACAAUCGAAACCGCAAAUUCUGUGCAGGGUGUAACAUUCGCCUUAAACAUCGAACCCGCAUUUCGGUCGCACCCGCGGAGAGGAAGUGUAAGUUCGGAAGCAAAACACUCGAUCAAUCGCGUAAGUGUGACACACGGAGGAAUGUGCUGAAAUCGUUAAACAAAGUAAAAACAAAACCUUUCCCCCUUGGAACCCGAACAUUUCCCGUGGCAGUGGAAAAAGCGUGUAUUUUACUAAGUAAUAAAAACAACAACAUACAACGAGAGCCCCACAGAGUGCUGAUGUAUGUGUGCAUGUGUGUGUGUGUGUUUGUGAUGGUUAAUCAAACAAGUGACAUGUAAAAGCUGUUAACGUCGUGCACCGCGACGCCCGCCCGUGUUUAUCGAAACCACUGGCCGCUGCCCGCAGACCCCAGAAGUCCCAUCCCCGGAUGCGUGAUGUAGCUGCUUCCCCAACGAACCACGCCCUUGGUCACUUUUGGCAGCCGUGCAUCACAGCCGUGGUUCACCUUACUGCGCGUGCAGUCCGGAUAAAUUUCAACCACGAGAACGCUUGGAAGGAGCGUCACAACUAGGGAGGGACAACUGCUCCUACUGACAACUAGCUCCUAGUAGGCGCGCUAGUUGCUAACAAGCGUUUUUGUUUUAUUAGUGAGGUGAAAGUGGUGGUGAUAGUGGUGCUGCUUGGUUGGAGUGGUGUUGAGGGCGCACGGUAAAAUCAAUAACAUAAUCCGCCCUGAGCGGCUUACCCGCUUGAUUGAUCGAUUUGCCGACGAAGCUGGCAAUGAAGCGGUACGGCCGGUCUUAGCCCAGCAAGGGUCGGGCAGAAAGAUGCAGCCAGCAGUGAUGCCGGGGUCGGGGUGAUAAAAACAAUACGUAGAAUCAACAGGAAAUCACUUCCAACCCGGGCCCCCCCUGGGGCUCUUGUUUGCAUACAACUGUGUGUGAAAGUGUGAGUGUGAGUGUUCGUGUGUGUGUUGUUUAAUACACUAGCAUCCCCUUCUUUCCCUGACUUCCUUCCAAAACCGUCCUCGUCGCCAUCGUUCCCUUUCCCCAUCAGUAGAGUACGCUUCCCCGGAUUGCUGGUCACGCCCGUCCACAGCGGUUGUGCUCUGCGCUAUGCUAAAGGUGCUGAAAAAUUGGCCCCAAACAACGCACACCAACACGUCACGACGCCUGAAUUGCUUCAUUACUUGCCUACCCUGAUCUGUGCUGUGCCGGUGCUGUGUUCGCAAACUCAUAGUGGAGUAGCUUCACACACACACGCAAAUGUGCUGAGCUGGCUUGAGCAGGAAGCAGCAGCAACCAGCCAGCCAGCCAGCCGCUUUUAACAAUGUUACGUCAGUGCCAGUUCGUGCUCGUGGCGCUGGCGUGCUUCGCGGCUAAUUGCUCCGGCACCAGCUCGGAGUACUUAAUCAUUCGGCAUGGCCGGUCGCGGGUCCGCCACUCGAGCGAGAAGGACCACAUCCGGUGGGGCCUGCAAGUGUUCGACAACUUUACGCUGCUCGACUACGAUGCGGGCGGCUCGGGCAGCGGGUCCGGCAGCGAGGAAACCCUUCCCGCCAGAGAGUCACAGCAAGGGUCGAAUGGUGGUGGUGGUGGUUCGCGCGGAAACACGCUCACGAUUCGGUUUGACGAGUCCGAAGAGCUGGAGCGCAUGAUUGAGCUAAGCGAUUUCGAUAACCUGCGCUUCGGCGGUAGCGCGACGCCGGAACCGACGGCACGGCCGGGCACGGCACCGAAGCGGAAGCUUAUCAAGAAGGAGAUAAUGGAAAACAUUCGCCGCACGGUCGACAAGGGUCUCGAGUACCUGAAGUCGCACCACAACCUCGACGAGGUGAAAAUCGAACUCGUCCCAUCGUUCCGGGACUCGCAGGCGGUGCGCAGGCACGCCGGCAAACGCAUCCCGUCCGACACAGCAACGAUUGACAGCAGCAAUCGUGCGGAAGAGCAAUCGAGCAGCAGUAGCAGUGCGAUAACCGUUCCGACGAGUUCGGGUGCUGCAGCUGGUCGGAAACCGGCGUUGCCAUGGGCGGUGGAGGACGAUGGUCCGGUCGCUAAAAGCGUCCAGCGCUCACCGAGCGCUCAAGUGUCCGCAUCCAAUCAACGACUAAUCACGUUAGACGCGAUGCCCCGCAACCCGCUGCUGCUGCUCAGCCCGGGCUCAACUCAACCGCCCGGUGUGAUGGAUGCGAACCACCGCUCACCGUACGAGUGGCACCGAGGGUCAAGAGUUGUAUCGGAUGGGGUGGAUUAUCCUAAUGACAUGCCGGUGGCGGACGCGGCAGCGGCGACGGCCGUUGACACCGGUAACGCGGCGGACGAUGAGCCCGAGCAGGAAGCGGAAGGCGACGUGGACGACAGCGACGGGCUGCUGCAGGACGAUGAUCCGCUGCUGCAGGAGCCCGCGCUGGAGCAGGAGCAGGAGGAAACUCCGGCCGAGGCGCCGGACGCGGCCGACAUUAACAACGUUUUCCACAUGGAGGAGGCCGACCUGAGCGAGCUGGACGAGACGAGCCGCAACAACCGGCGCAACCUGAUGAAGGGCCGGGACGUGGUCACGCAGUUCCUGCAGAUCGUCGAGAGCCAGCACCUGCUCGGGGCGAACUGUACCGCCGGCACCGCGCUCAACCUCGGCGAGGGUGUCGUCGACCGGUACGCGCAGGAUCGGUUUCGCGUCGAGGCGGAAAUUGCCGUCAACCGGGCGAACAUGCUGACCAGAAUCUUCAAGUUCUCGUCCGCGGACGUCCAGGCGUCCGAGCACCUGUUGCACGCGUCCGUCCUGUCGAUGGUGGAGUUCGACGAUGACAUCUUUGCCGGCGGAAACUGCUUCGACUGGAACCAGCAUCCGGCCAAGCGGGGCCUGUUCUGCCCGUUCGCCUACCGGCUGCCGCCCCCGGACCAGGGCGCCUCGCUCGUGAAGGAUCUGGCGCUCGAGUACCACUACUUGGGCAACACCUCGGAAUGGUUCUUUCUGGCGCGGAAAAACGCCGAGAAGGUCAUCGCGCGCAACGAGCAGUACAUUAAAUCUUUUCACGUGUACACCAACAACACCGAACGGCAGGCGGACGAAAUCCUAUCGGUCAAGUACGAGGACGGACGGUGGUCAAAGCCGUACUACGACUGUGGCGGUGGCAAUAUCUGGAUGCUGACGUACACGGUACCCUUCUUCGGCUACGAGAAUGGGACGUACUUUUUCAAGGGCACUUCUGGCAUCGAUAUCGAUUUAAGGCGCGUCGACAUUGAUCAGUGUCCGCAGAAGAACUCCCCAUCGGGGGCACCGCAGCCGCUCAACAUAUUCGCCGGCACGGACAAAUGCAAGCAGCGCACGACCGAGUGUACACCCAUCCCGGGGCUUGGCUUUCGGCGUGGCUCGUACCGGUGCAUCUGCCGCAAGGGCUACUACUUUCCCGACACGACGAUCGAGCAGAAGUACUUCAACGGCAGCACGCUGGAGGAAGAGUACGAGAAGCUUAUGCUGAACGAGUACAGCACGUACAGCAUCCCGAACUCGUACGAAUGUCUGCCGUGUGCGGAGGGCUGCGACUACUGCGAGGAUGCAUCGCCGUGCGUGGCCGCCCUGAACUGGCCGAUGCGUACGUCCAUUCUCGUGCUGGCCUGUGCCGUGAUCGGGCUGCUCCCACCAGCGGCCGUGUUUACCUUCAAGUACCAGCAAGUGAAGGUUGUAAGGGCGGCCAGUCCGGCGCUGCUGCGUGUAAUUGCAUUGGGCGCAUUUUGCAUUUAUUGCACGUCGGUGGUGAUGUAUCCGCCCCCGUCGCUCUACUCCUGCACCGCCCGCAUCUGGUUGCGGGAAAUUGGCUUUUCCCUGACGUACGGAGCGCUGAUGCUGAAAACAUGGCGGAUAUCGGUUAUUUUUCGUGUUCGGUCAGCGAAAGCGGUCAAAAUUACCGACGCCUACCUGCUGAAGCGGAUCGGUGUGCUGUGCGGUUUCGUCGGGAUAGCGCUGCUCGUCCGAACGCUGGUCGCACCGCCGGUAGUGAUCGUCGGCCGCACCGCCGACAAUCUGAAGGCGUUCCUGUGCAAAACGGAUUGGUGGGAUCAUACCUUCACCUCACUGGAGGUCCUGUUUCUGGCCUGGGGCGUCCGGCUCUGCAUCAUGGUCCGGAAGGCCCCGUCCGAGUUCAACGAAAGCCGCUUUAUAUCGAUGGCGAUCUACAACGAAUUUCUACUGACCUGCUUCCUGAAUGUGUCAAUGUUGUUCCUGCAGUCGCCGGCUAAUCCCGAUUUAUUGUACAUCAUAUUUUUCUGUCACACGCAGCUAACGGUCACGCUACUGUUGGCUUUGAUUUUUGGCAGCAAGGUGUACCUGGUGUUCCGGGGCGGUGGCAAGCAUCAGGACGACCCAACCGGGCUCGGCAUCAAACCAUCCGGUGCCAAAUUUAUUAGCCGCUCGCACGGACGUACCUUUGCGAACGCUAGCAGCGUCACGACGUCGACCGCCCAGCUCGGGGCCAACAUGGCGAACGAAGGGCGCCUCACGGAAACGGAAGCGCUGGAAGAGCUGAAGCUCCUCUACACCCAGCUCCAGCGGCUGUACGAGCGCAUCCCGCAGCGUGGCGCCGCCAUCCUGACCGUCGCCAGCCUGAUGGAGGCGUGCCGGACCACCUCGCUGCGCCCACCGCCCGCCCUCGGUGCGCCCAGCCCGCUGAAAGCGAUCCAGGCCGCCGGUCCACCGGACGGCCUGUCGGUGGCAUCGGGCGCGACGGGCAUCCCGUCCCCGGCGCCCACCCCAACCACCAUCCUGCGGCUGGACAAGAGCACCAACACGAACACGACCGCAACGAUCCCGAACGGGUCGGUCACGGCCGCACCGCCCGGAAAUGGGUCGAUCGUUCCGCUGCCCGCCCAAACGCACAUCACCAUCACGGACGAGCUGGACGGGCCGGAGGAGGCGGCGCCCGACCCCGCCCGGCCGGACUGUCUCCGUUCGAUCGAUGGCAGCGACUUCCGGCUCGACCACCAGCAGCUGCAGUGCAUGUGCAGCGGCGACGAGGAGCCGGCCCUGUCCCGGUCGAUGGAGCUGACCGGCCGGCGCAACAACAGCAACGGUUGCUGCUGCAGCUGCGCCUGCUGCGCCUCGACCCGCACCGCACAGCCCCAGCAGCAGCAGCAGCAGCACGGCUGGCGCAACGACAGUGUGAUAAACAAUUCCACCAGCGCCGGGGUGCUCACCGGUGCGGGCAGUGCGGUUAAUUGUAAUUGUAAGAUAAGUGGAGUGCACGUCAAAUCCGGUUCCGCUUCCGGGUGUACCGCCUGCAGUGCGGGCGGGCGGCGGCAGGACGCAACGGUCGGGUGUGCCGGGCCGUUGCACAAAGCCAAACAGCACAGCUCGGAGCUGGUGCUCAACUGUCAGUUUGUCGAUAGGAGCAGCGGCGAGCACCGGAAGCAGCAGCAGCAACCGAACUCAACACAGCAGCAAAUGCACCCUUCCCCGCAUCACCAUCAGCGUGCCUCCAGCACCAGCGAGUGUGGUGAGUUCAGUACAAAAGCUUUCGAAUCUUGUGAUAAUCUGCUACAUCAGCAGCAGCAGCAGCCAGUCCGCCAGCACCAGCGGCACAACCACCCAUCGGGCACCGGCCCCCAUACCCUUGUAGAUAGCCAGGCGACGCAGACACAGGCGGGGGUGGCCGGGACGCUUGCCCAGCUGGCGCCCGCCACCGACGAGGCCACGAUCCGGUCGGUGAAUCUAGAAAAGUUUAACAAAUUGUACGCCAACAACAGCAGUAGGAUAGAUAGCUUGAAGGAGCACUUUCUGAUGCGGAACGCGCUCACGACCGCGCUGCAGCAUCUGGAGAUUGAAAACCGGUCCAGGGGCCAGGGGGGAAGAGUGAGAGGAAGGGAGUCGGUGGAGCAGGGUGGUGGUGGUGGCGUGACGGAACCACCGGCAAGGGACACAGCAGUACGAACGCAGCACGAAUCACAGCAACAAUCAAGCACGGUGGCCCCCGGUAACCCGGUCGGCCGGGAUGAAGCAAUCAAUAGUAAAUGCAAUAGCAGUAGUGAUAGCAGUAGCUGUAGUAAUAGCAGUAGCAGCAGUGCCGGUGGUAGUAGUAGCACCAAGCGAAACAACCACGCCAGUCGAAGGGGCGAAAGCAGCAGCGGCACCGGCAACAGUGCCGCCUCGCCGGAAACAUCGACCGCCGGUGGGGACGGUGCGGGUGGCGGGGAGGGCGGCAGUGAGGGUGGGGCGAGUGGCGAGGUGGGCAGCACCAGCACGAGCGGGACGAAGAAGAAAAAGUCGCCCGACAAGCGGCUCGUUAUCGAUCUGAACGAUCGCUCCAAGUACACCGAGGAGGUGUCGGUGUGAGGUACUGCCGUGAGGAGUUGAGGUGGUUAGGACAGACACAUGCAAAAUUUUACGACACAAUCGUGUCGGUGUGUGUCUGUGUCUGUGUUAGUGGAAAAAAAGCUUCCAAUGAGUGGAUAAAAUGAAGCACGAAACGAGCGAAACAAUCAAAGUCCGGCCGUCUGCCCGUACAUCGAUACACGAGUAGCGUUCGCGAUAGUAGACAGCGAACCUGUGGUUAUGUUUCUCUUUCGCCGGCUCCACCGGACAAAACUCGAUUAUUGAGUGGUUUUUUUAGUCCCUCCUACUCCAUCCGUUCUAAUCGCAUUUUCGCUUCGGUCGGGUUGAUUUGGUGUUGCGAUCGGUUACGAUUAAAGCCGAAGCUGUCGAGCGAGCUGUCAGCAUGUUCCGUUUGUGUGUGUGUAUGUGUGUAUAAGUGUGUGUGUGUAUUUCUUUCUCUCUUUUAUAUCCUUGCUUAACAUCUCUCUUUUCGAGGCUUAUAUCGUUUAUAAUGUCCGAUAGCCAUGCCAUUGUGUUUGAUAUCAAUAUUGGCGAACGUUUCGUAUGGUUUCAUCACACGCUAGACGAAGAAAGACGUGAUCAAAAUCAUCCCAAUGUUUGUUCGUAUUCCUGCUUCUGUUUUCUACCAGUCAAACCUUGCUUGUAUGCUUUAUUUGCACAGCAACAGCAUUUCAACCAAAUCAUUGCUCUUUCUUUGGUUCAUUCCGAUCCGUUUCGUCUUGAAUUAAAGGCUCCUGCCAUUGCUGUGGAUAAGCGCACAUUAAACAUUCAUUUCACCCAUCAGCGACUGUAACCAUCAUACGGUGCUCAUAAUUUGCCCUUACCUCUGCUGGGACCACUCCCGGCCUGCGCCCCAUGUGCAUAAUUAAAACAAACAGUGCACUGUUGUGUCAUAUUUUCACUCUCCUGGAGGGAGGGGUGGCGAACUUCUGCGUUGCGUUUGUUGCUUCCAUCGGGCAACGCACGCUUAUCAGCAGGCACUGAUCAUUCGGCCCGCUCCCGGUCGUAAAAUCAAUUUAUGAACUGGUACCAGCAGCGCAACACGUACAGCACAGCGCCUGCACAAGAGAUACUUUUUCGCUCGAUUUUAUCGCACACCCGUUUGCACAUGAUUCACAUUGAAACCGCUGGUGGAGUGGGUGGUGCGCCAGUGCGGUGAAAGGUGGAGAUGACAGAAAAAAGGCCCCGGCAUCCGGUAUUGGCUUACAAUUGUUUCGACAUUUGUUUUCACCCCAGCGUUUUCCCCGCCCCAGCACACUGUGUAUUACAUUAUUUCCAAUUUCAUUUACGUGCGCUCCGUGCGCAGCCGUGCCCGCCGCACGGAACGUGACCACGGGAAGCGCAACGAAGGGACGGCUGAGAUACGACGCCCCUGUUGUCAGUUUUCUUAUAAAUUCCCCAAGGCAGCAUGAGGCCUGGGAUCGGAACGUAACAGUGAGCAUGACUUGGCUCAUUAUUUGGAAUAUUUAUGAAAUCAAACAAUCUUCGCAUCGCGCGCAGAAAAUCGCUUCUUAAUGUGUGCGUUUUCGAGUGCGGGCUGUAAUAAAAGCAAUGUAUUUAUUUUAUUUUUUUCUGCCCAUUCAGAUUCUUCGUCCCCGCACGACUGUGGAGUAAUAAAAUCGACACUAUUCAUUCGUUCGUGGAUUUGUCUUACGCCCAGCACUGCGAUGGAAUCACGGGUGGAAUAUCGUAAAAUGUGUCGCAAGCUUUCUUUUUUAUUCUCUUUUCUUACUUAAGAAAAGAUGAAAACAGAUACGAGUGGCAACCUACCGCACAAGACACGGUGGCUUCAUGUUGUAUUAAAAAGCUUUAAUGCUUCUACAAAAGCAUUGUAGCAUAGUCUACUCGCACGAAAGUCAAGCUGUACAAAAUAACACACAUUUCCUUUUUAUUAAUCAACGUUUUGCGAUACUCUGUGCCAUGCCAGCGUUCCGUGGGGGGAAGCUCUUGUGCUCUCCCCCCCCAGGCACUAGACUGUCAGAACAUUCCGGGCCUGGGUAAGCGAAAAUGCUCACACGCUCAACCCCUUGCACUGCUCUGCUUCACCUUCGCAAGGCAUGUGCAAGAAUGUGUUUGAUCUUUGUUUGCCUCUGGUACGGACCAUUUGCUUGCGACGAUACAAACAGCGAUGCUGCUGAAGGUUUACAUGAUGGGUGAAAGGCAAAAAGUGGUACACAUAUGCAAUAAACAGAUCAUUGGCGUUUACUCCCACCCAACCGACCGAGCGAGCGAGCGAUAAGCAUCUCGGAGCGAUGAAAUUGUGAAACACUUGCUUUUCACCGUAUGCUUUUUUUUCCUUUCCCUUACGGUAGCUACUAUCGUAUUGCAGAGCGAUGGUGGCCCCAAAUUGCGGUUGGUGAAAUUGUAUCGAUAAGCGCGUUGGAAUAUGCUGACAAAAUUCCUGCAAAAAAUAACUUUCAUCUUAUUUUAAAAAUAUUCACAAUUCAAUUGGUGCGUGUUUUGGCCUAAGAAGCCAUGAACUUGCAAUAUAAUUUUUGUGAAAUACUAGGCGCCUCCAUUAUAUUUAAACUAUUUCCUUUACAAAAUUUUAGUUAAGUGUAGCAUUAAUUAUUCAAAAACAUUACUUUAUAAAGUUUAUAUUUUCAUAUUUUGAAAAAAAUCACAACUUAGUUGGGGCGUUUUUGGCCUAAGAAUUCAUGCUAUUUCUAUGUAUAUUUUAUAAAAUACUAGGCGCCUCCAUGUUAUUCAAACAAUUUCCUUUUAGUAAAUUAAGUGGUAGCUAUCUCAGUAAAUUAAUCUUACCAUAUCAUCAAAGUAUGCCUACCAAUGUAUGGUUUCGUGUUUAAGCUUCACCAUUUAAUUUCAAUGAUGCUCCUUCGAAGCCUCGGUUACCUAGUAGGCUGUGAUAGAUAGCUUUCACGUGUGGUAGUUGUGUUAUGUCAAGGAGACGCCCAGUACUUUACUUAUGGUGGUGGAGACGCCUGGUUCCUCUUACUAAAAAGCGUUUGAACGGUUUGAAACACGACCAACUACGGCGAUCUCCGCCCCUAUAGCCGUUACCCUUAGUAAUAUGUUAAUGUACAAAAAACCCAACCAAAAUUCUACAUACGUUUUUUACCGCAAAAAUCCCAAAAAUGACUGAAGGACUUUUUCGAAAGAUUAAAACCCCUUGCACAACAUUACACAAACCACACACAUAAACGACCUGAUUCGAUCGACCGUUCCGGGGUACGUUAUCGUACCAUCGUAAGCGCUUCAUCCAUCAAUAUUUUCACCGCUUUCGGCAAUCACGCCGGUACAAUCACGAACCAAUGGGAGUCAUGCACGGAACAUCGUCAUGCAACCUAGGGGCAAUAUUUAUUUUCGAUACAUUUUGACUACCGCCUCACUGCGUUGCUUUCGUUUCUUCCUUUCCGGGAAAAAAUACACACAAACACACACACGCACACACAUCUUUCCAAACCUGCUGCAUGCGAAUGGAUCAUUUGCAUAGCGUACGAAUUAUUGCCUGAUGAUUUGUCAAUAUGCGUUUCGUUACGAUUUAACAUCACCAUGCGUGUAGCACAUAUUUAUUUUACUACAUUCCACGGACAGCAGCGAAUAAAGGAAUCGUUAGCUGUCACGAUACGGUACGAUUGAUUGUCAUACCGUUUGACUUGCCGAAAGGCGAUGAGUCCUAGUGCUCGGAUACUAUCGGAAUGCUCCCCUGUAAAAGCAAUGAUUUAAGAUUUACUGAUAAUCCGAUUGCACGCGUUAUGUUUAUUCCCUUAUCCCAGUAGCUGUACAUUUAAGAUCCAAUAUCAUCGAGAAAAUCGAAAUCUGAACGCUAGCUAACAAUAACGCUUUAAAGAUAGAACAUAUUCUGCUCAGUUGCAACACAAAGACUGUACACCUUGCGUUAUCUUGUUUGCCAAAGCGAAUGCUCCGUCGGAUUUUGCAACUCAACCGCUAUCCAAAACACACUGCUGUCACCAUCUCGCAUUCUAUUGCAUUGCUGCAACGUAACGUUUGAAACCCAUUACGCAUAAACCAAAAUCACCACGUUGUCUAAGUGAGCCCCUUAGAAAACGUUUGCAUUUCGUGGCUUAUUGCGGGAUGAUGCACGAUGCGAGAUGGGUACACUUCGUUUUGCCCAGCGAUUGAGUAAGAUCUUGUGAGGGACCAUUAGCAAUGCACUCCUAAGGAGUGUUUUUACUUUAUCGCACAUUCGUGCAUUCGUCGUCGAGCGUUAGUUAGCAUUCAAUUGCCAUUUGCUAUGUUUGAUAAAACAUAUCUCCAAACUUUACUAGCGUGUAGGUUAGAUACUUUGAGCGCUGUAAAUAAAAAGCAAAGCAACAUAAGUAGUAGUGACGCUUCUUGUUCGUAGCACAUAAAGUCAACAAUCGAAAAGCGAUUAGUAAGGAAAAUUUCACAGCAGUCCAAUCUGUUGCUAUAUUUGUAAGCUACACUCAAGAUUGCUGCACCCCUCAGCCGGGUGGGAUAGUGUUACUGUGUGUAAUGUAAAUAUAUGCGAACGAUGGGGAGAUGUGGCAUCUAGACACACGAGCCAAAACGUGUACAAAGCAAGUAUUGUAGGUAACGAGGAUUCGAGUUGUUACAUUUUUGCUCCGUUUUCACCUCCACCACCGGGUACCGAUCCACCAAAACACUUAGAUUCGAGCACUAUUUUUAAACAACACAUUGUUCAGAUUCACUAGAGAUUUACCGAAGCGUAGCAGUCAGACAGAGAGAGAGAGAGAUAUUUAUACUUGUAGGGAAAAACCAUCUAAUCCAAAAGCAAACAUCGGUUGUGGUACUGUAGAAUGGAAUUGUUUCGUUAUUACAACGCGUCCAGCGAGACGUUAGUAGAUUUACAGAUGCGUUUGUUACAUUAAAACCGAUUUAUUGUUGCGUUUUGCUUAGAAUUUAACGAAAGUAUCAUUGAUUUUGUAAAGUUUGCGAGUUUUAGAAGUAACUAGCAGGGCCCUACAGCCAGGGUUACGACCCUACAUGCCAAUCGAAACUUUGCAACGCACAGAAACUAGGCGUUCCAUGGUGCAAUGGGCGGCAAUCGGAAACAAUCGUUCAAGUUGACAAGUAAACGAAGCACUCCAUUGGAUGAUUAGUAUCACACAUUGACGGCGCCACAACCACAUACAUACAUACAUACAAGUCGUAUCGCAGCGCAGCGCCACAACAUGAAGAUUUUAAAGUGAGAUAGUGAGCUAAGACAUAAUUUAUACGUAAGCAUACUACUUUCCACCAUACCAACGCAUUAGCAAACAUCUAAGCUCGUAAGAGGUAUGAAAGCUGUACAGUACAGUGGACUCUGCUCGUGAGUGAAGUGAGUCAUAAUGAAACAAAAGUACACAAGAGUUGUUCAUGUUUUGUACAAACUAUAAAAGAUGAUUUAAAAAAAACAAACAAACAGACAGAUGAUAAAGCCUGUACGAUGUAUAUUAUAUCAAAAAACGAUGUGUAAGCGAGGGAGGAUAUAUUGUCGAAUAUGUCAUAGUGUUUUUUUUGUUUGCGUGGAAAGCAUUGGAACACGACGUUUAGAGUGUAAAGAGCAUAUAAACUACUAAUGUGUAAGAUGUAAUAGGAUAGUAAGUCCGGAAUUGGGAUUAUGCUCCGUUUCACUAACCAUGUGAAACAGAAACAUUCAAUAAAAAUCAAAUUUUAUCAUUCUAAAAAUAAA